Molecule: messenger RNA, 1526 nt
Organism: Aedes aegypti (yellow fever mosquito)
Lineage: Eukaryota; Metazoa; Arthropoda; Insecta; Diptera; Culicidae
Product: glucose-fructose oxidoreductase domain-containing protein 1
Exons: 2
Coding region: 138-1319 (393 amino acids)
Molecular function (GO): nucleotide binding
Source: RefSeq, a predicted model, not a curated record
UGCUCGUGUCUUUCUUAUCUCACACGAAAUCUUCCGCAGUUUGUUGCUGUUUUUUUACAUUCCCGUUACUUUUGGACAAAAACUCGUGAAAACUAGUGGAAAUUCAGUGUUGUAUAAGUUGUAUAUCCGCUGUCGCCAUGCUUCCGGGUAUCGGAAUGUUCGGUACCGGUGAGAUAACCCGGGUGCUGGUGCCGAUCCUCCGCGACAAGGGUUUCAACAUUGCCGCCAUCUGGGGACGCACUUUGCGAGAAGCGGAGGAAGCUGCCCUAGAAUUGGCGAUUCCGUUCUUCACCAGCAAAAUUGACGACGUGUUGCUGCGGAAGGAUGUCGAUAUGGUGUUCAUCACUUGCCCUCCGUACCUGCACUCGCAGAUCUCGGUCAAGGCCCUCGGGAUCGGGAAGCAUGUGGUCUGUGAUAAGCCGAUGAGCCUCUUUCAAACGGACGCCCUCAAAAUGGUCCGCGCUUGCCAGUAUUAUCCGUCGUUGAUUUCCAUCGUGAAUCACUCGUUGCGUUUCUUGCCAGCCAUUGGGCACAUGAAGAAAGCCAUCCAGGAGGGAUAUUUGGGACCACCGGAGGAGCUGUCGUUGAUCGACGUUAAGGUGCGCAUGAGUUCUUUGUUCCACAACAAGUUUGACUGGUUGUGCGACGAGACGAUGGGUGGCGGAGUCCUAAAUUUGGUGGGAAGUCACGUGAUAGAUUUGGUAAAGUUUCUAACGGAACGGAAAGCUGUAAAAGUUCAUGGAACGGUGCGAACCUACAUCAAACAUAUGGGCCAGAUCAAUGGAAUCCGUCAGAUUACAGCUCCAGACUUUUGCACAUUCCAGAUGGAGCUGGAAAGUGGAACUCUGGUAACAGUGAAUAUAAAUUGUCACAUUUCAAAUAAUGCUUUCCAUCAGGAAGUGGCUGUCUAUGGCGGCGAAGGGCACCUAACGGUGAGAGGAGGUGAUUUGGUGGGUCAUCGAACGACUGGCGAAACCGGAGUUAUUAAGGAGGAAAUGUUGUACAUCGACGUGCAAGAUUUGCAAUUUUCCACUUCGGAAACGACACUGCCAAGGCCUUACGUUAAGGGACUAUGCAAAAUGGUGGGUGCACUGCGCGAUGCUUUCCAUCCGAAUAAAGAGACUACUGGUUGGAUAAAGGAACCGGUUCAAGCUGCUGCUACCUUUGAAGAUGGCCUUUACGUUCAAGCGGUUCUGGAUGCCGUACGGAAGUCUAGCGAGGACCGAUGCUGGACCAAGGUAAAUGUUUGUACUGAAUCUCCUACGAACCAGAAAUUUCUAUCGGCCGCCAGGAUGACUUCUGCCACUGCCCUCCAUUAAAUGUAGUUGGGGUCAGUACGACAUGGCAGUAUUAGCUAUUUAUAUUUUACUUUGCUUUUGAGAUCACAUAGUAUUUUUAACAUAUACUUCGUGCUAUUUUUAUAACAACCAGCUAUUUUUUCACAUUUUUGUGCCUAAAUUAUUUUUUAUCUUGUUAUUCACCGCUUUAAAAAAGAAACACAUUCGAAUACACGAUUUACUUUCCAA